Messenger RNA from Microthlaspi erraticum, 1239 nucleotides. Lineage: Eukaryota; Viridiplantae; Streptophyta; Magnoliopsida; Brassicales; Brassicaceae. The record is from the annotation of a GenBank genome assembly.
AUGACUCCUUCUUCCUCCUCUUCUCGUAACUGGUUAUACGAUGUCUUCCUGAGCUUCAGCGGGGAAGACAUCCGCAAAAACUUCCUCACCCACUUCCUCAAGGAGCUUGAUCGGAAAUUGAUCUCUUGUUUCAAGGACAGUGAGAUCGAGAGAAGCCACUCCAUCUGGCCGGAGCUAGUACAGGCGAUUAGGGGUUCGAAGAUCGCCGUGGUCGUGUUCUCCAAAAACUACGCCUUUUCAAGCUGGUGCCUUAACGAAUUGCUAGAGAUCUUGAAUUGCAAGGAAGAGUUUGGUCAGAUAGUGAUACCGGUUUUCUACGGUUUGGAUCCUUCCGAUGUGAGGAAACAGACGGGAGACUUUGGAAAGAUCUUUGAGAAGACUUGCAAUAACAAAACAGAGGAAGUGAAAAAUCGAUGGAAGGAGGCUCUGACCGAUGUAGCUAAUAUCCUUGGAUACCAUCCACAGAACUGCGAUGAUGGCGAAGCUACACUGAUUGAAAAAAUCGUCAAUGAUGUUUUGAGUAAAUUGAGCUUAACCCCGUCAAACGAUUUUGAGGAGUUUCCUGGUCUCGAAGAUCAUAUCGCAGAGAUGAGUUUGUUGUUGGAUUUAGAAUCCGAGGAUGUGAGGAUGGUUGGGAUAUGGGGUCCCCCAGGAAUUGGCAAGACUACCAUAGCAAGAGCUUUGUUUAGUCGACUCUCUCGUCGUUACCAAGGUAGCAUAUUUAUAGACAGUGCUACCGUAUCUAAGAGUAUAAGAAAAUAUAGUAAAGCCAACACUGACGACUACAACAUGAAGUUGCAUUUACAGAAGACAUUUCUCUCUAAGUUAUUAAAUAUAAAAGACGCAAAGGUAGAUCACUUAGGCGCAGUGAGAGAUAGGCUAAAGGACAUGAAAGUUCUUAUCCUUAUUGAUGAUUUGGAUGAUAAAGUGGUCUUGGAUACCUUGGUGGGUCAAAAUGAAUGGUUUGGACGUGGGAGCAGAAUCAUUGUGGUCACGAACGAUAAACAUCUUUUAAGGUCCCAUGGGAUUGACUGUAUUUACGAGGUUGGUAUCCCAUCUGAAGAGGUCGCUCUUGAGAUAUUCUGUAGAAAUGCUUUCAAGAAAAAAUCUCCACCUGAAGGUUUCGAGAAGCUUUCUGUUGAAGUUGCAAGCCAUGUUGGUAGUCUUCCCCUGGGUCUUCAAGUUUUGGGUUCGUCUCUGCGGGGAAUGGACAAGAGGAGUGGGUGGCAGCGAUGCUAA